UCGUUCAGUUCACUUCAGUAAAGCAGCUUUGUUUUUUUUUUUUUGGGUUUUCGGUUUUCCUUCACCAAACAGCUCACUAACUCGUACUCUCUCUCUCUCUCGUUCUCUCCUAAAACUCACUUUGUGUCUAAUUCCGAUAACACGAAACCCUAGAAAUGGCAUUUUGAUGUGAUUAAAUGGAGUGUAGAGGGCAAGCAACCAUAUCAGUAUUGAUCAAGGCUUUUUGUUUUCAAGUCCAGGCUAAACACAUUCAAAGUCCAUGGCAUUUGAUUUAACUGAUUUUCCAGUUCCACAAGAGAGUAAUUGCUAUAUGCAACUUGGAUGGCAAUGUGACUUUUCCUUUGGUUAUGGGUUUGAUGUGAUUGAAGAAGAUGCUACCAAUGAGAAAUAUUGUAUACAGGUUCUGAGGAUCUUGAUUACAAAGGCUGACACUGAAAUUGACAAACUUGAAAAAGAUUUGGUAUUUCUUCAGAAUGAACUAGCUGGGGUGGAAUAUGAAGAGUGGUUUGAGAUAUGCUGCAAUGCUUUGAGAAAACAGAUAGAUUGUCUUUAUAUUGCGAAUGAACAGCCCCAUGAUCUAAUGGUACUAGACAGUUCUGAUUCUACUGCUCACACUGCUGAACAUCUCGAAGAGAACACAAAAUUUAUUUUUGCGGACUUGAGUGCUGUCGUAAAGGAGGAAAGUCAAGCAUCCAGUAUCAGUUAUACAGAAAGUGGUUCAUUCUUAAAUACAUCUUUGAUCAAUCAAGAGAAGAAAAAUAAUAAUUCAGAAGCAGUUAAGGUCUGUUAUGAACAGCUUAGGCAAAUUGAUGUUAAAGAUUCCAGUCCUAACUCUUUGAAAUCAGAAGCUGGUGACCUUGACGAAAAAGAAGUAUUGAGCAGUGUUAAGACAGAAACUUCUAUGAAGGCUGAAGCCAGAGAACACUGUUUUACUUCUGUGUGCAACAAGGUGAUCCAAACUUCUUUGAACUCCACAGAUGAGAGAAAAUACGAUCUAGAAGUGGUUAUGGAUCAGUCUGCUGAUAUCAUGUCAAAGAAUUCCAAUGGAGGUGGGUUGAAGCAUAUUGUUAACCGCUCCAACAAGAACAAAAAACUGUGCGCUUCUAAUUUAAAAAUUGUAAGUGAUGAAUCAGAAGAAAACAGUUCUGCAUCUAUAGAAGGUGUUAUAGGUGUUGAUUCAGCAUCGAAAUCAAUGAGAAAGAAUGCAAACCUUUCCAAGAGGGUCAAGCUGAUAAGUUUUAUCACAAAAGAUUUGGACUCAAAUAUUUGUGAACCUGAAGAAGGUUAUCCUGAUGUGAAGAGGAUAAUGCGCAAGCCAGAUUUCGAAGUUAACGGAAAUGAGGAAGUCUGCACAUACCGUACUACAACUGCUGGCAAAGAUAAAAUUGUGGAUUCAUCUUCCAAUCCUGAAGGCAAAGUUAACCCUCCAAAAGCAGAGAAGCAGCCUGCAACUGCUGUCAUGCAAGAUGCUAAUGCUGAUGCUUUGAGGCAUGCAACUGGUGUCAGCUGGGGAAGCAACAAUUCUGAUUUGAGGUUCACUGUUCCUAGGCAGGCAAAAGUUGGAAAUUCAUAUAGCAGUAGUGAGUCUACCUGUACUAUAAGCCAAACAACUAUUUCAAGGCAGGAAAAAGGUGGAAAUUCUGAUACUAGUCUUGAUGCUUUGAGACCUGCAACUGGACUGAGCAGGAGGAGAAAUGAUUCUGGUUCUGCACCAACUACUUCCAGACAGUUACGAGUUCAAAAUUCUGAUAUUAGCCCUGCUGCUUUGAGUCAUGCAACUGGCCUGGAUCAAAGGAGAAAUAAUUCUGAUUCUAGAGUACCUGCAUUCAGACAGGCAAUAGUUGGAAAUUGCAGUUUUGAUAAAAAACUCUGUGAUUUUGCUCAUAAGUCUGCAAGUAAGCGUGGGAUGAAAGAAUCCAGUUUAAUUCUGUCUGACGUGUUAAAAUCUUCAAAUUUGUCUUCUGAGGCAAAAGGAAAGAGAAAACCUUCUCUACAAAAUGUCAAGGCCAAAAAAUCAUGUUUGAUAGAUACUCAACAGUCUGCAUUAUCUUCACUUCUGCAUCUACAAGAUGAUAAAGGAAAAAUGACUGCCAAUGCACAGACUGUUGAAAGGAAAACUCAAGGAGAAGACGUUCAAACAGCCGAAUCUGUUGCCAAUAGUGUGAAAUUUAACACUGACUUGUCUGUGAAACCACAAAAAAAUUAUGUAAAGAGGAAAUUCAAGUUAAAUCCACCAAGUGCUAAAGAAUCUGGUUUCCAGUCUGCUGAAAGGAUUCCACAAUCGUCUUUUAUUGCAAAAGCUAAGAGACAAUGGAAAUCUGAGCCUGUCUCUGACAGUUCCAGUUCAGAUCACUCUCUGAAUACAAAGAUAUUGAAGAAAGCAGCUCAACAUGGUCAGUGUGAAGGCAAAGAGAAAGAUAUUGGUUUUGAUGACAGUCAAAAUUCAAUUUCAGUGCCACAAAAGAAAAGAAAAAAGAAUACGAGUAUACCAGAGGUUGUGGAGAUUAAAGGUUCAACUCUUCAAAUUGACUUGUUAAAAUCGCCAAUUCAUUCUACAGGUAAGGAUGAUAUUUGGAUCACAAAAUCAUGCUACAACUCAAUUGAUUCCUGCACUGAGGUAGUGACUUCUUCGCCUUUUUCUACUAGUAAACUAAUGGAACUAAAAAUAGGUGAGCUGAGGACCAUCGCAAAGGAGCAGAAACUAACCAAGUAUUAUAAGCUUCGAAAAACUGAUCUGGUCGAGCGAAUAGCCAAUAAAUUAGGUUCUUGCUAAACUUAGCAGUGGGGUGACGCGUUAAUUGGUUAUCCAUGUUAUCUUGUUUUCUUCCAUAUGUAAAUAUAUGUGGUGGAGAUGUUGAUUGUGUUAUGGAAUUUGAUUGGCUUCGAA
Molecule: messenger RNA, 2887 nt
Organism: Mangifera indica (mango)
Lineage: Eukaryota; Viridiplantae; Streptophyta; Magnoliopsida; Sapindales; Anacardiaceae
Exons: 9
Coding region: 260-2773 (837 amino acids)
Source: RefSeq, a predicted model, not a curated record